This is a messenger RNA of Penicillium diatomitis, 579 nucleotides long. RefSeq lists its product as uncharacterized. Lineage: Eukaryota; Fungi; Ascomycota; Eurotiomycetes; Eurotiales; Aspergillaceae. The record is from RefSeq and is a predicted model, not a curated record. The transcript is spliced from 3 exons. Bases 1 to 579 code for a protein of 192 amino acids.
AUGAGCACAACUUGCCCAAAUCUGUUCUUUGCUGGUGGAUUUGUGAUCCUGUAUGAGGACAAAGUGCCGCUCGUCGCAAGAUCAGCGGAUAAUGCCAAGUACCUGGUUGUUGAUCGCGCAGCCAGCGAGCGAACCAGAGAAAUGAGGCAAAAGCGCCCUGCGCUGAAUGUGAGAAAGCACGGAAUCUGCACCAAGGAUCGCACAGGAUGCGCCAAACUCAGGGUAGUCAGUAACAGAGCCUUUUCGACCCGGGCGCGGUCGCGUGUUCAAGGUCGGUUUCUAGCGGUCGAACGAGGACGACCGGCCUCCAAGGUUGACUCAAUGACCGGGGUAUAUGGUGAGCUUAGGCCAGCUCAGCGAUCGGGUCUAGGGAAUGACAAUGCGGCCGGCGAAGGGACUACCCGGGACCAGGGUGUGCAGGGAACUUUUUUUGGGGGCGGCGCAACGGGGCACUGCGAGGGCGGAAACGAGGAAAUCGGCUGUAUGGGCGCGUUGUCGCGGGGGGAGCUGAUCGAGUCCAAUGCUGCACGGUUACGUGAUGGCCUCUCAGAGGCCGAAGUCCGUCCGUAUGCGCGGUGA